Messenger RNA from Colletotrichum graminicola M1.001, 5223 nucleotides. RefSeq lists its product as uncharacterized. The record is from RefSeq and is a predicted model, not a curated record. The transcript is spliced from 2 exons. Gene Ontology annotation, molecular function: DNA binding. Gene Ontology annotation, biological process: telomere maintenance. Bases 1 to 5223 code for a protein of 1740 amino acids. Gene Ontology annotation, cellular component: chromosome, telomeric region. NCBI's taxonomy places the organism in Eukaryota, Fungi, Ascomycota, Sordariomycetes, Glomerellales, Glomerellaceae.
AUGUCUGGGGUUCAGCUACCUGCGCAGCUCGAAGCUGCCGAAGGCAUUCCGAUUGCGCAAUUGAGCCCCAAUAUACAGGAUCCCAAAAAGCGUGUCGCGCGGGGUGUCGUUACCAUCACAUGGCCCUACAGUAUUGUCAAGAAGACGAUUGCUUUCCUCCUCGCCGAGCCUGAUUAUCGACUUCGUCGCGCCAAGGGCCAAGUGCGCGUCGAGUUUGAUGGACCAAGCGCCAAGGCAAUUUCCGAAGCAGCUCUUGGAAGUGGCGAUGAAAUUACACUGUCGUUGGAUGGAGUCGAGUUCGUUGUGGACGACUCCAAGACGCGUGUUCCGGGGACAAGUCUGGAUUGGCAGUUGAGGUUCACGGAGAGGGUGCUCCUUCAGGCCAAAAUCAGCGACUCUGACGACGUAAGGGUCAUUAAUGUCGAUCACCCUGUCCAACCCGAACCAGAGCCCGAACUUGAGCUGUCACAGGCAGCCCUCGACCCGUUUACUGAGAAAGAGAAGACACCCGAGAGAAUAACAACACCUAUUUCGCACUCUAGCAAGAGACCCAUCGAUCAGAGCGUUGUGGCGGACGAAUAUGCUUCGCCUGCAUUUCUCAAGCGCGCUCGGAUGUCGUAUGGGUCUUUGUUUGAUGGCGGCAUGGAUAUUUUUGACGAAGAUGUCGCCGCAAGAGUGCGUUCCAAGAAGCGACCGAAAUCUAGCCGAUACAGCGAAGUCUGGAGAUAUGCUAGUCAAUCGCCAAGCCCCGAGCCGGAGAACCCUGAAGAGGAGAAGAGCGAAGAUACGCCAAUGGUGGAGGAACAACCGGCGGAGCAACCGGCGGUAGCCACGCCUUCGCGGCCGAAGAUGGUCGACGAUGGCUGCCAGACAAUCGAGCGGGAUAUGAGCCCCCUCAUGGAUGUUCAGGUUGCUGCGGAGGCUCGCGAGAACGCAUCGUACUGGCAGACACCUUCAAAAUCAACAAUGGUCGACUCAGGGGUUCAGUCUGAUCUACACCACAGUCCAGAUGUUGAGCUACCUCCAGGUCUCUCGUUUGGACAGCAUGCGCCAAUGCCCAUGUUUACCUCGGCUCACGAACAACAUACGCCAGCUUUUGAGCAGCCAUCCCUCGGCCCGGUGUUUGGCCAUGAUCUCCAGGGAGGCAUGGAGCCACAUUACGGCGCUGAAGGGCCAUUCCAUGAGCAUCCGAGCGCAUACCCCGAAGCUGGGCUCGAUCACGGUCUUGAUACACAUAGCCAUUACCCGGCAUCUUUUCUCGAUGGUCCCAACUUUGGACCUCAUGCCGCACUCACGUCACAGCCUGUGCCUGAGUCAAUAGCCGCGUAUCAAGACCAUCCGCAACAGCAUAGCCUUGAAGGGGAACGCCACACAGUCGUCAUAGACGCUGUUAUCGAGCCUCAGCAAGUUCCAUGGGGGCUUACAUCCACACACUAUUCCAGGCCGCCUGUGCGAUCUGGAGAUGCAGCAGCUGAGGGACAGGAGGCAGGGCAGCGAUCUGAGACACAAGCCAUGUCCAGCGAUAGCUGGGCCGAAGAGCGCGAGAUCCCCAUCAAAGAAAAUCCCGAGGAUCCAGAAGGCGAGCAGGCGGCUUUGAAAGUGGAAGAAGACCAUGCUUCGGAGGACGAAGAUGGCCCCGAGCAGGAACUUCCUUCGGGGACGCACGCCGAGAGACCCUACGAGCAUGCAGAGAACGAAGCUGUAGCAGGCGAGCAAGAAGGCAGCAACAGUAGUGGCAGCAGCAGCAGCAGCAGCGAAGACAGUGAAGAUGAAGCCGAGCACGAUGCCGACGAUGCUGGCGGAGACUAUGACAUUACCAAUUACCGCAAUCUCAGCAACAACCAGGAUGACGACGACGGUAUAGAUUUAGAGUCGGACUAUGGUCAAGAGGAAGAUGACAAAAUUCUUGAGCCUGAACUUCAGGAUAAUGAGGAAGAUGAGCUUGAAGAGAACGUCGAGAACUAUGGAGAAGAAUAUGAUGAAUACGACGAGGAGGAGGAAGAAGACGAGGAGGACGAAGACGAGGAGGACGAGGACGAGGAGGGCGAAGACGAGGAAAAUCAGCCACCGCCCACUGCACCACGAGGAGGAGCGCCGGAGAUAAUCAGUCUGCUUUCGGAUUCCGAGGACGAGGAGGAGGACGAGGCUCCGCCUUCCCGACACACUCCCGCUCAACCGCGACAGAUGCCACAGUACGACGGGUCCACUGACGAAAUGGAAAAAGACGAUCCGAGCGAUACGGACGAGAGCGAAGCAAAGUCCGCCAGCAAUGAAGAUGACCAACAAAUCUCCUCUGACUCGUCGGGCGAGGAGAGUGAGGAGGAGGCAUCCCGUGAGGGCACGCCAACACCGAUGUUCCGUUCAAUGUCUUCGAGAUCUGCUUUUGAUGCACCGGAGUUGACAUCAGCGACGCUUGGUGACGAUCUCGAAACGAUGAGUCCCAUCAAGCUGCCACAGGCCACGAGCCUCCGCCGAAGCUCUUCCCGGCCCAGCUCAAGGCGUGACUCGGACGUACUUGCGGCAGACUUGGAGAAGGGAUUGGAGGAGGACUUGGCCGCGGACGACCUCCAGGGUGACCGGAAAACUCCAGAGCGGACAGACAUUGAAACAAACAUGGGCUUGGACGAUAGAGUUACGGAGACGGAAUCUGUGCCUUUUGCAAUAAUCCCAGCCGACCUUAACACGGAACAACAGGCAUCGUUGCGCGAAGAUUUCGCCAUUCAAGAGGAAUCCGAGGCACAAGACCAAGAACCCCAGACUCAACCGCACCAGCCAGCCGUCGAGAGCAGACACACGCCGACGGAUGGGACGGACGAGGGGACCAAAGAUUCAGUGAAUGAAGAAUCAAGUAUCCCAGCCGACGAAAACUCGCAAGUCCCUGUGGACAGCAAUCAGACUCUUCUGUCCCACCCAGUUACAAUGGAAACCGAAAGCGAACAGAUACCGGUCUUGCCGGGAUCCGAGACGAGCAAAAAUACCGAAUCCCAAGUUGGAGACACCCUCCCUUCCGACCAUGCUGUGAACAAAAUCGAUGCUCAAAAAUCGCCGGAAGAGUCAGUUAUCAAUUUCAAGGAGGCUCAUGGUGUCCAAACUGAGAAGACAUACGUCGACUCUGAUAAGGGCAUCCAUGCCGUUACCGAUGAUCAACCGACGCGAGAGGUCGAAAUGAAGGUGGCUGAGGCCGUUGAAGUACAAACGGAAAAUACUCAAUCCGAAAAAGUUGUUGGCCAAGAGGUGGUCGAAGAACCAACAUCGGACAUGCUCGAAGCCGAAGUAACCGACAGCAACGUUGAAAUUUCAGAGGUUCAGUUGAAAGAGGGCGAACCCCUUGAGGACGACCGAGGCAUUACUAUGGAACAAGAAUCCGCCAUCGAGUCUGAGAUCGAUACAGGAGUCACAAAUUUCCCCGACACUCCGGUCGAGGUAGAUAUGGAGUCUAUCAGCGGGGACUCCCCUAGCCCUGCUGAUGUGGACAUGGCUGACACUGAAGCGAUGUUCGUUGACGAGACGAGAGAUGAAGACUCGGAUGUGGAUAUGGAUGAAAUGACCGAGGAGCAGCUCAUCCAAACCCAGCUCCAAGAGGAGUCAAUGAUAUUUGAGGAUCAAACAGUCACAACUAUCACGACGCUGCAGACGGUUGAGGAGCGGUCAGUCUCACAAGACAGCGAGACAGCUGGCGACGCGAAUUCUGCCUCAGAGACUGAGAUUAUUGAAAUAUCACGUGUGACGGUUGAGACCUCUGUCACCGAGCCCCAGGCUGCUACUGACGAGGGCUUGCCUGAGGCAGCAUCUGAAGACGUAAUGGAUAUGGAUCGUCCGGAUGAUACCAUAUCAAACGAGAUGGCGCCGUCUCCUGCAAUGGAACAUGGCGAGGUCGAGCUUGUUGAGACGCGAAGCCCGCAAAGCAGCGAGCAGCUCGACAUGCAGGAUGAUGAUGUGCAGCUGCCCACACUGGGUGGAUCGCAACAAGCUGAAAACAUCUCGCAGUCUUUCGUCGAGACCCAGGCCACAGAGACCACAGAGAUCCCAGAGGCCAAUACUCAGGUCACUGUGCCAGAGGUUGAUGGUGAGGCUCCAUCGCAGAUUUGGGUCUCUAUGUCAGAAGAUGAGAGGCAGUUGCAGGCUCAGAAGAAACCGGAGAACCAAGCAGCAGCACCCACAGACCCGGCCCAAUCUCGACAAACCAUCGAGCCUUCCCUGGAGGCAUCAUAUGAAGCCGAUGUGACUUCACCUACUAACGACGAGUUAUCACAAAUCCGAGACUCGUCGGCACAACCGUCCGAGGCGCAGCCGUCUCUUAUCGCCGAGGAUGCCUCGGAGGAAGUCCACGCCGCGCAGCCAUCUCCGAGGCGAGCCCGCGGACACCGAAGGGACGGGUCGGAUACUACCAACAAGGAUCAGGAUCCUAGCGUCACAUUAGCCCGUGCGUCCAUUGCAUCGCGACGGUCGACGCGCCUAUCAGACCGCACGACCCCUGAUAGCACGCGAGUUACCGGUGCAAGAUCACAGAGUCUGGUAUUGAAGAGCGAUUCGCCAGAUGGUGAAGACGAUAGCGUGCAGCUCGCGAGGAGCGCCAUCAAGUCACCAUCGCGGGCUUCCAAGAUGAAGGAGCCCAAGGAGAGGGAUGUCGCUAAGUCGAAGCAGAGCAAACGAGAGGCAACACCGAAAGAGGCUGCCGAGCAGACGCCCGCUGCUGUCAAGGUGCAGCUCACGAGAUCGCUGCGCGUCGACGUGCCAGACUGCAUUUCGCUCAAGGUGCUCCGGAAUCAUCCGGGCAAGACCGUGGAUGUGUUCGCGGUUACGACGACAGAACCGCCCGAGGCCAAGCGCGCCAAGGGAGGUCCACGGGGAAUCAUGCUGGCAUUCAACAUCACAGACCACUCGAUCGCGCCCGCGCAGACGGUCGCGGUGCAGAUUUUCCGACCGCACAAGGCAGCGCUGCCAGUGGUACACCCGGGCGACGUGAUCCUGCUGCGCAAUUUUAGCGUCAUGGUGCUGACGGGCCGCGGGUUUGGGCUCCGGGCCAACGAUGGGUCCAGCUGGGCCGUCUUCGAGCGCGAGGGCCAGGACGACCUACCGCAGAUUCGGGGGCCGCCGGUGGAGCUGACGAAGGGGGAGGCGUCGUAUGCGGCUCUGUUGAAGCAGUGGUACGCCGGCCUAGACGCGAAGUCGCUCGCGCGGUUGAAUAAGGCUAACGAGGCGGCGCCGGCGGUUGGCCAGUAA